Molecule: messenger RNA, 2467 nt
Organism: Leopardus geoffroyi (Geoffroy's cat)
Lineage: Eukaryota; Metazoa; Chordata; Mammalia; Carnivora; Felidae
Gene: ZNF331
Product: zinc finger protein 331
Exons: 7
Coding region: 493-1965 (490 amino acids)
Biological process (GO): regulation of DNA-templated transcription
Source: RefSeq, a predicted model, not a curated record
GCCCCCUCUCUCAAGUCGGAACGCGGCGACGUGCCUGCUGGGAGAGGCUCGCUAGGUCUAGCAUCGUCUGUGCUUCGCAUCCCGCGGACGCGGUUCGGAGUUAACCUCGCGCCUUGCGCCCCCUCGCGCCCCCUCCCGACUUCCAGUGGGUCGUGGGGCCCCGAGCGGCCAGCGGUCGUCCAGAAAAAGCAUCCUGAGGAGGAAGACGGCUUGUUACACACCUUAAAGUCAAGGAUGCCAUCCAGGAGAUCCCAUUACAUUUCACUGUCAUGUGCCCUUAAGCUCCUCUUGGCUGAGACAGUUUCUCAGACUUCCCUUGUUUCUGAUGACCUUGACGGUUUUGAGAGGUACAGGCCUGCCGCAAAAGCUUCAGUUCCCUAAGGAGCCCGUAAAGAAGAAACUCGAAAUUACCCAUAACUGUACCAUCCAGAGCUAAUUGCUGUUGAUUUUUUGAAACCCCAAGAGGACUGAUCAGUUCUUGAUUCUAACACUAUGGCCCACGGUCUGGUGACGUUCUCAGAUGUAGCCAUCGACUUCUCGCAGGAGGAGUGGGCGUGCCUGGACUCCUCGCAGAGGGACCUGUACUGGGACGUGAUGCUGGAGAACUACAGCAACCUGGUGUCCCUGGAUUUGGAGUCACCAUAUGGGACCAAGAGUUUACCUACAGAAAAGGGCAUUUACGAAAUAAAUUUAUCCAGAUGGAACUCAAAUGGAAAAAGUAAAUCCCUGGGCCUUAACUGGAUGUGUGAAGGUGAGUUUGAAAGAUCACAGGGCCCUCAGCAGGGCUGUUUGAAUCAAGUGAUAACCAACCAUGAGAAAACGCCCACUUGUAGAGAAAAUACCUCUGGUAGACCACACCAGAGACCUCAUGCUAGGGAGAAUUCCUAUGAAUGUAAGGAAUGCGGGAAGGCCUUUAGUCGUGGCUACCAGCUCACUCAGCAUCAGAAAAUUCACACGGGGGAGAAACCCUACGAAUGUAAAGAAUGCAAAAAGGCCUUUCGUUGGGGCAAUCAACUCACGCAACACCAGAAAAUCCACACGGGGGAGAAACCCUAUGAAUGUAAGGACUGCGGGAAGGCCUUCCGCUGGGGCUCGAGCCUGGUCAUUCAUAAGAGGAUCCACACAGGCGAGAAGCCCUACGAGUGUAAGGACUGCGGGAAGGCCUUUAGACGUGGUGACGAGCUCACCCAGCAUCAGAGGUUUCACACGGGGGAGAAGGACUACGAGUGCAAAGACUGCGGGAAGACCUUCAGCCGUGUGUAUAAACUGAUCCAGCACAAGCGAAUUCACAGCGGCGAGAAGCCCUACGAGUGUAAGGACUGUGGGAAGGCCUUCAUCUGCGGCUCGAGCCUCGUCCAGCACAAGAGGAUCCACACUGGCGAGAAGCCCUACGAGUGCCAGGAGUGCGGGAAGGCCUUCACGCGAGUCAACUACCUCACUCAGCAUCAGAAGAUCCACACUGGUGAGAAACCACACGAGUGCAAGGAGUGCGGGAAGGCCUUCCGCUGGGGCUCGAGCCUCGUGAAGCACGAGAGGAUUCACACGGGUGAGAAGCCUUACAAGUGCACAGAAUGUGGGAAGGCCUUUAACUGUGGCUACCACCUCACGCAGCACGAGCGGAUCCACACGGGCGAGACGCCUUACAAAUGUAGGGAGUGCGGGAAGGCCUUCAUCUACGGGUCGAGCCUUGUGAAACAUGAGAGGAUUCACACAGGGGAGAAGCCCUACGAAUGUAAAGAGUGCGGGAAGGCCUUCAGUCACGGCCAUCAGCUUACGCAGCAUCAGAAGAUUCACACGGGUGAGAAGCCCUUUGAAGGUAAGGAGUGUGGGAAGGGGUGUCACCAUGUGAACCAUCUUCGAGAACAUGAGAGAAUUCACACUGCUGGAAAACCUCUUGAACACAAAGAACAUGCAGAAACUUCCAUCCCACAUUCCUCCCUUCCACAACACAAGGAAAACCCAUGAUACGAUUUAACACGAGAAAGCCUUCACCAGACACCCUUCUGCUCACAGGACCUCAGAGGAGUCAUGCUUGAGGCAGACUUGGAGAAUGGAGAAAUCACUUUUUCGUAGUGAUCACCGUAUACCCCGUGUAGACUUUUUUGUUUUGUUUUUUACUGAAUUGGUUAGUGCAGUGAGUGGAUAGAAGCCUCCUAGUACCACUCGAUGUCUGUCUCAUUUCAGACUUGUUCUGGGGAAUAACUCCACCAAUGUAACAUAUGCGGGAGAGCCUCCCGCCAUGGUACACUCCCUCCCUGUUAUCGUCACCAUCCCACCGCUUUACUCCCUGUGAUUCACUGGGGAAGUGACCUGGUACCCCCUGUGCGUUAUGUGUGGAAUGGGGAUAAUUACACCUAAUACUGCUGUUGUGGUGACUGCGUCUGGUACUUGUAAACUCUUUGAAAGUGUAUCUGGAAUAUCACAUAAGCUCAAUAAAUAUUAGCUGUUGUUGUUCUUACCAUCAUUA